Symbiodinium natans is the source of this 945-nucleotide messenger RNA. The record is from the annotation of a GenBank genome assembly. Lineage: Eukaryota; Dinophyceae; Suessiales; Symbiodiniaceae.
AUGCCGAAUGGGCGACUUGACUGCAGCCACGGUGUGGACCGAAAGCCUUUGGUAACAAAGCCUACGGGCCUUGCAAAGCUGCUGAUCGAGGUCAUGCUCUGGCACCCAAAGCACUUGAGAUGGCCUCCACGUGAAGUUCUUGCAGCGGAGCGUCGUUUGGCUGUCGCUUCGCCGAACGUACAUGUUCGAAGCGAGCUUUGUGCUCGGGGCAAGGCUCACGAAGUCGAUGUUGGUUGUGUUUGGUGGGCUCAAAAUGAGGUGCCACAGCCUCUGCCCCGCCGUGUGCGGGUCUGCGUUCCUGGCUGGGGUCGCUGUGACAUCUAUUCGCAGGGAACUGGCAAUUGUCGAAUCUCUACUCCUUCCGCGUGCGCAGCAAAAGUUACCCAGGAACCCCUGCAACUCGUGCACGACAACUGCCACGGAGAAGACUGGGACAGCAGGAGAAAGGCACGCCUAUUGCAUUGCCCCUUGAAUGUACCGCUGGCUGUCCGACCGAUUUCGAAAUCCGCCUCCAUCUCCGUGGCUCGGUGGAUUGCGCAAAUCGACUCGGCCAGAGCCCGGGACUUGGCUUUGAUGGCUUCCACGUGGGCGCCCUUGAACAGGAGCCGGGAUCGUUACUUCGACUGGGCCUCGCGCUGGGUGGCACCGGGGCAUCAAGGGCUCCUACAAAGGGAGCCCCGGGAGCCGAAGGAGAUGGCAGAGAUGGCCUUAAGAUCGAGUUUCGGUGAUGAAUCCACGGGGGUGAUCUUAGCCGCCUCUGCAUCCAACUGCUUGACAUGCUGCCGACACGGUGAGGGGCGGCUCAAGGUCCUCUUUGUCCGCAACCCGUACAAACGCCUGGUGUCCACGUACCGGGCCAUGUACCUGGAUCGUGCACGACUGGUCGGAGACAGGGUGAUCAACGGCUUCCGAGCUUUGAACACCACCGUGGAGAAGCUGUGCUGA